AUGUCUUCGGAGGGAUACCCUCGCCGCACCUUGCAGCUCACUCAUAACCAUCUUUUCUCUACUCGUGUUCAUUCCAUGGCAGACGUUGAUCGGGCCUUACUAUCCUACAAGAAAGCCAAGGCCAUCGCUCAGACCUACCACAUGACUAUCGACGAUAUUCAAUCACUCACACCAAAGUUCUGGCAGCUACACAGUGACCCGAUCGCAUUGCUCGAUGGCGCGACUAUAACGCUCCUUACUAUCCAGUUCAACUUAUGCGCGGGGACCAUCGCGCGCUACGCACGCCAGCGGCCCGAGCUUGUUGCUGUGGUGGAAGACCUCUUGCAAUAUCGCAAGCACGGCCAAUUCAUGCUGACCGAGCUCGGACAUGGGCUCGACAUUGCAAACAUCGAGACAACCGCUACCCUGCUCCCGACAGGCGACUUUUUGUUGAAUUCACCGACGCCAACUUCCGCGAAGUUUAUGCCCCCGACCGUACCUGCCGGCUUGCCAUGUGUCGCUGUCGUGUUUGCGAAGUUGAUCAUUGACGACGAAGACCGCGGCCACCGGCCGUUUAUUGUCACUCUCAAUGACGGUAAAGAAAUGUGUACAGGCGUACAGUCCAGCCUCCUCCCCUUCCGCGGUGGAACCCACCCGAUCAUGCACUCUCUCACUCGGUUUCGCAACGAUCGGCUGCCCCGCAGCGCUCUACUGGGAUCGCUCGAGAAGCCCUCGAACGACCACGCAAACCUCAUGGACGUCAUCCAACGGGUCGCCAUUGGCACCAUCGCCAUCGGGUGCCUCACGCUGCCCGCCAUGCAAUACACCGCCACCAUCGGUGGACUCUAUUCCCUCCGGCGCCAGGUCGGAAGCGGUGCGAAGCGCAUGCCCAUCCUCGCCUUUCGCACUCAGCAUGCCCCCAUCCUCGCUGUGGCGGCGAACGCGUACGUGGUACAAGCGCUGCAACGGUGGGCCAUCGGGCAGUUCUGCGACGCUCUGUUGGAUGUGCGUGUGCGCCACGGCAUUGCGGCGGUCUUCAAGAGCGUCGCGGUGCAGCACGAACAGCAGGGCGUGCUCGCAGUCUCAGAGCGGUGCGGUGCCCAAGGUCUGUUUGCGCACAACCAGCUGAGCUGCCUUCAUGGUGAAGUGCGCGGUCUCGCUAUAGCGGAGGGGGACGUGCUCGGGCUUGCCAUUCGCCUCGUGAACGAGCUGCUCCUCGGCCGAUACACUCUCCCGCCUCCGUCCAAUCCGACUUCGCUGCUCGCCCUCCACGAAGCAGGCCUGUUCGCAGACCUCCACAGGAUCGUCAAGAGCGCAACGCACCACCGAAGCGACGAGGUCAACCGCCGUAUCCUCCCGCACUGUCUCCCCAUGAUGGAGGCCAUAGGCCAUCGCAUGGCCUACGACGCGGCGGUCGCGCAGGGCGUGCGGCCCGCGCUCGUAGACCUGUAUGUCGCGAACGUAGUCAAGCUCGAUGCAGCGUGGUACGUGGAGAACACCGAGCUCGCACGCGCCGCGCAGGAGGAGAUGGAGACACGGGCCGUGGACGCUGUGCUGCCUAUGCUGGGCGAACUCGUGCAGGAGAUGGAUGUGUUCGCGUACGUGAACGCGCCUAUCGUGAGCAACGAGCGGUGGGACGCGUUUGCUGGCGGAUUGGAGACGUAUGAGGGGAGUGCACACGUGGAUUUCUUGGAGCCGCGGAUUGCGGCCAAUGGUCAGUCGGAGAUGUCGAGGUCCCAUCUGUGA
Messenger RNA from Trametes versicolor FP-101664 SS1, 1725 nucleotides. Its product is annotated as acyl-CoA dehydrogenase NM domain-like protein. Gene Ontology annotation, cellular component: peroxisome. NCBI's taxonomy places the organism in Eukaryota, Fungi, Basidiomycota, Agaricomycetes, Polyporales, Polyporaceae. The record is from RefSeq and is a predicted model, not a curated record. The coding region runs from base 1 to 1725 and encodes 574 amino acids. Gene Ontology annotation, molecular function: fatty acid binding; FAD binding; acyl-CoA oxidase activity. The transcript is spliced from 7 exons. Gene Ontology annotation, biological process: lipid homeostasis; fatty acid beta-oxidation using acyl-CoA oxidase.